GUGGGCACAGGUGGGUGGCACUGGUGGGCACAGGUGGGUGCGCACAGGUGGGUGGCACUGCUGGGCACAUGUAGGUGGCACUUCUGGGCACAGGUGGGUGCACUGCUGGGCACAGGUGGGUGCACUGCUGGGCACGGGUGGGCGGAGCUAGUGGGCGCACUGCUGGGCGGAACUUGCGGGUGUCACUGCUGGGCACCGAUCAUCAGGGCACUGAUCAUCAGUGCCCUGAUGAUCGGUGCCGAUCCCCGCUCUGACAACUGCCGGUUCUCGGCAGUACUUUCCUCACGAUCUGACAGCGUGAGGAAAGUGCAGCCGAGAACCGGCACUUGC
Molecule: messenger RNA, 330 nt
Organism: Staurois parvus
Lineage: Eukaryota; Metazoa; Chordata; Amphibia; Anura; Ranidae
Source: the annotation of a GenBank genome assembly